Osmia bicornis bicornis is the source of this 1179-nucleotide messenger RNA. It is a transcript of the gene Fib, whose product is annotated as rRNA 2'-O-methyltransferase fibrillarin. Gene Ontology annotation, biological process: box C/D sno(s)RNA 3'-end processing; rRNA methylation. The transcript is spliced from 5 exons. Gene Ontology annotation, molecular function: histone H2AQ104 methyltransferase activity; rRNA methyltransferase activity; RNA binding. Gene Ontology annotation, cellular component: small-subunit processome; Cajal body; nucleolus. The record is from RefSeq and is a predicted model, not a curated record. Lineage: Eukaryota; Metazoa; Arthropoda; Insecta; Hymenoptera; Megachilidae. Bases 106 to 1080 code for a protein of 324 amino acids.
AAGAGUUUCCAUCGUUUCCGUAAGAAUUUAGCGUCUUCGAAACACGUGUAUGGGGAGUUGAGUUGUAAUAUACUAAAUAUUAAUAUUUAGAUAUUAUAACUUAAAAUGGGAAAACCAGGGUUUUCGCCAGGUGGUGGCGGAGGUGGUGGAUUUAGAGGAGGUAGAGGUGGAGGAGGAGGUAGAGGAGGGGGAGGCAGUGGAUUUGGAGGUGGAUUUAAAGGAGGAAGAGGUGGAGGAGCAGGUGGUGGCCGAGGGGGUGGCCGUGGAGGUGGUGGAAGAGGAGGAGGUGCCCCACGUGGACGUGGUGGUGGUGGUGGCCGUGGAGGAAGAGGACGUGGAGGUGGUGGUUUCAAGGGUGGCAAAACUGUUGUCAUAGAACCACAUCGUCAUGAGGGAGUUUUCAUAGCUAGAGGGAAAGAAGAUGCAUUAGUUACUUUAAAUUUAGUACCAGGUUCAGAAGUAUAUGGUGAAAAAAGGAUUAGUGUUGAGGGAGAAAAUGGUGAAAAAAUUGAAUAUAGGGUGUGGAAUCCUUUUAGAUCAAAAUUAGCUGCAGCUAUACUUGGGGGUGUAGAUCAAAUUCAUAUGCCUCCUGGAAGCAAGGUUUUAUAUUUAGGUGCUGCAUCUGGAACUACAGUAUCACAUGUAGCAGAUGUUGUUGGGCCAGAAGGACUGGUGUAUGCUGUAGAAUUUUCUCACAGAUCUGGUAGAGAUCUUAUAAAUGUUGCUAAGAAACGAACAAAUAUUAUACCUAUAAUUGAAGAUGCAAGGCAUCCACAUAAAUACAGGAUGCUAGUUGCCAUGGUGGAUACAAUAUUUGCAGAUGUAGCACAACCUGAUCAGGCCAGAAUAGUAGCAUUAAAUGCUCAGUACUUCUUGAAAAAUGGAGGUCACUUUGUUAUUUCCAUUAAAGCAAGUUGUAUAGAUUCCACGGCUCAGCCCGAAGCAGUAUUCGCAUCAGAAGUAAAGAAACUUAUUGCUGACAAAUUAAAACCACAGGAACAAAUUACACUAGAACCGUAUGAAAGAGAUCAUGCUGUUGUAGUUGGUGUUUAUAGGCCACCUCCUAAAAAAGCAACUUAAAAUUACAUACAUGUAUAUAUAUAUAUUACCUAAUUAUUAAGAUCAGUUAAAAUUGACAGUGAAUUUUUUAGAAUAUACACAGUAAGCUUUCUUUACCUA